AAUAAACUAUUAUUGCUUAUUGUUUGUUUUUAUAAAGCUUUUCUUUGCAUAAUAUUUUCGUUUGACAUUAGUGCACCAAACGUUUUCUGCUUGCUGUUUUGACACACCUAAAGAAAUGGUAAAUUUACUUAAUUGCUAAGGUAAUUAAAGACAUAAAGACAGAAAUAUCUAUUUAUAUUUAGCUGCUGAUAACAUGUUACGAGAUAGAAUUCAAAUGAUUUAACCAGCAUCAUGUAUAUAAUAAUAAAACACAUUUUUUUAAUUUGAACUACAUGUUUCAACAAUUCUUAUUGUCGUCCUAAGGUUACAAGGUUUUAAAGUUUUGAUAAAUAUAUACUAAAAUUAUUUACAAGUCUUAAAAUUAUGCUUACAAAUAUCAAAGAAAAAUAGUGUUGAUUACACUGCUCAAGAGCGUUAUACAAAAAAGACACAAGGAAAAUUAUUAAAUAAAAAAAGAAUUUAAUUCGUAGAGAUCUUUUAUUAUCUCAUGCUUUUUUAUUAAUUUUUAACUGAGACUGAAAUAUUGUAAUUAAAAAAGAUUUAUCUUUCCGGUUUUCUUGCUGUUUUCCUCAACCCAACUUUACAAAAAAAGUAGGGAGCAAAUUGAGAAUGUGUUAGAUAGCAAUUCUUUUGUAUAGCUUGGUAGGUGAUUAUGAGGCAAUGCUUUGGUGUGAUAAUUGCUUGCAUUGCCUUGUGAGUUAAAUGUUGCCAUUACAACUUUUAAUACUAUAACUUUGUGAAAACAGAUAAAAAAUUGUAAAUUGUCAUUUACAAGUGCUUACUUAAAAUAAAGUAUAUCUCAAAGUAAAAAAUUUCAUUGUCGCUCAAUAUCAGACCCAUUAUACAUUAUACGUUGCGCUGCAAACACUGAAACAUUUUUGCAUCAAACUCUUCUAACAGUUUUAUUCCUUUUAGGAUCAAAACUGCAGAUAUUUUAAAAAUGGUAUUAAUACAUUAAAAAGUGUUGAAAAAUUCUGUAUUAAACGUAUGUUUAGAUGAUAAAAGUUACUAAAAAAUGCUAUGGGUAUGCUAUUCGAUUUCAGAGAAAAUUUCUGACUGGUCGUUGUUUUUCAACACAUUCCAAUUACCUACCAGCCUGUUUGUUUGAUCAUUUAAAACAGCGAAUAAAGGUUACAGGUCCUAUUACUGUCUCAAGUUACAUGAAAGAAGCUCUGACUAAUCCAGUAUGGGGUUAUUAUAUGAAAAAUGAUGUCUUUGGAGCUAGUGGGGAUUUUAUAACAUCUCCUGAAAUAAGCCAGAUGUUUGGAGAGCUUAUUGCUAUUUGGUUCGUAAUGCAGUGGUCUCAAAUGGGAAAACCAUCUCCAGUGCAAUUGGUUGAAUUAGGUCCAGGAAGGGGAACAUUGAUGGCAGAUAUACUGAGAGUUUGCAAACAGUUUGUAAAUAUUGGGCAGGACUUUGCUGUGCAUUUUGUUGAAGUUAGUCAGAAAAUGAUUGAACUACAAAAAAACAACCUAAAUGUUGAACAUAUCACUCAGGAAUAUGCAUUAACAGAUAGUGGUGUUAAAGUACAUUGGCACAACCAUAUACAGGAUGUUCCAAGUGGUUUUUCAUUUUACAUUGCACAUGAAUUCUUUGAUGCUCUACCUGUACAUCUGUUUCGAAAAAUAAACAUCGAAUGGAGAGAAAUCUUAAUCAAUCUGUCACGUGAUGAGGAAUCUCUGGAAUUUGUUACUGCACCAGGAGCAAGUCCUGUUGCACGGUCAUUCGUUGAUCCUAGUUCAACUGCGACAGAGUGCGAGGUGUGUCCGGACAGUGCUAUUGUGAUGUCAUAUAUAACUGAAAAUAUUGCAAAAUUUGGUGGCUGUGGGUUAGUUAUAGAUUAUGGUGAAGAAAUGAGUAACCGACUUUCCCUACGAGCCUUUAAGGAUCACAAAUUAUUAGAAAAUGCUCUGCAAUAUCCUGGAGAGGCAGAUUUGACAGCAAAUGUUGAUUUUGGUUUUUUGAAAAGACAUUCAAAUGAAGCAGUGAAGUGUUUUGGUCCUGUUACUCAACAAGAAUUUUUGUAUAAGAUGGGGAUUCGAGAGCGUUUACAGGCAUUGAUGCGAAAUGCUUCAAAAAUACAGAGGGAAAAUUUGAUGUCAUCCUAUGAAUACUUAACAUCAUCAGACAAGAUGGGGGAGAAAUUUAAACUGCUUGCAAUGGUUGAUAAUGGUCAGUCUGUUCCACCAGGUUUUGAAAAAUGAGUUUUGAGGUAGCUGUGUGAAUAAAAUGGUAAUUGGAUGAAUAUAGCAUGAUGAAUUGAGAGAGAUGUAGGUGAACAUAAAAAAGGUGAUAUUGGUAUUUUUGUGCAUAUUACGUGCAAAGUGAGCAACACAUUUCAGCCAUAAUAUAGAAAUUUGUGGUUUUUAGCAUACUUUCUUAUACAAAUUUAUUUUUUGUACUAAAAAGUUUUAAAUGAUGCUUCAACUGCAUAUUGCGUUAUCUUGGGCACUUAACUCGUGAAAAUAAAUUCUCACAAAAGUUUUAAAUAUACAAGUCAUGAAAAUUUAUUAUUUUAUACUACAUAGGUGCUUAGAAAUUGAAGUUUUUAUGAGGGGACUCAUCUAACUCUUUCAGAAAAAAGUUGGUAGGGCCCUCCUAUUAAAUUUGUGGAAAUUUCAGAACCGAUUUAGUGUGGUGUAAGGUGCGUUUAGAACGUAAGAUGCCCGAGUAGCAUUUUUUCUAUCUCUUACUUUCUGUCUCGAGUUUGUAAUUGGAAAAAAUUUUCUCUAGCAAUUAAAUCAUCUUUUCUUGUAUCAAUUUAUCGUUAGUUAUGGUUUAGAGGUGUGUUCCGGACGUGAUAAUUCCGGACCUGACACAGAGUCUCGCAAAAAUUGAACUUUACACGAAUGAAUUAUUUUGGUUUAUUUGCCUUCUGCAUGCAAGAAAUGAUUGACAAAUAUUAACAAAAUAUUCAUUAAUACUGAUAAACGUUCCAGCUAAUUCAUCAAUUUUCUUCGGCUAAUUUGUGAUGGGCGUGACAGAUUUUGGACAGUCAUAAUAACCAACUACCAAGUACGUCAGAAUCAGAACAAAACAAAAAUGAGGGUUUUUUUCAAACAAUUACUGAGUAGAGUAGCUAUAUAUCAUAAGUUUAUUUGGGUCCAGGACCUUUACAUCAAAGAAUUGUUUUUUUAUGACAAUACUGUUUUAUUUUGACAAAUUAUUUUUUUCAAAAUAACAUGUUCUCUUCUAUUAAAUGUCGUUUCUACUUUUUUUAGUCUUCCGAAUUUCCUAAAUGAGCAACGCAUUACCUACCCUCUCAUCUGUCACAACUGCAAACAUUUAGAUAACAACCAUGUCAAUCUUAACAUAAUCUCCUUGUUUACUUUCCUGCUCAAUGUGCAUUAUACUUCCUCUUCCAAGACUUUCUAAGUUAGCUGAAUAACCAUUAACAGUAAGAUUCGACACCAAUUUCAACAACAUUACAGAAAAUGUUUUUGGGUUGGGCUUUGCAUGCUUUUUAUAGCGAUUUUUUAAGAAAUAGGUAUCAGCACGUAUAUCGUCAAAGAGGCCAAGGAUGAUGACUAAGUCUGGGAAUUUCUCUUUGGCUAAGUCAAUAAAUUCUUCUGCAUUUUUAACAACAUAUUCUGUUCAUUGCUACCUACGCCAUCAUUUUUCCUUUUACCAUGUUGUUUUUUGUGUAGGAGGAUGUUGGUGAAAUGAAACUGGUUUUGAACUGAUAAGGACCUUUAGACCAACAGUAGACCUUUUUUCCAUAAAAAUACCCCUAUGUUUGACACCGUUAAUUAUAAAGUUGUUGUAGAACCAAAUGCUGUCCUUUUCAUGGGCGCACUGUGUAAUGUCAUCAUCAUUAAUUGCGAUCAAGAUGAGUGGAAUUGUAUGUGUGGUGCAAAUUGUCAGUGUCAUUCAGGAGCAAUCUUUUUUUGUUUCUUACUUGCAUCUUAUAAUACUGCUUGAAUGCAUACCAGGUUAGAACAAAUAAUAAAUAAAAUAAAUAAACAAUUAAAAAAUAUAUACAUUUAUUGGUAACGUACAAUAUAGUACGUUAACAGUGUUCUUGGACUGGUUGUCCAAUUUAUAUACAUGACCUGUAAAGUAAUAAAAAAUAACUAACAUUAUUUAGUCAGCCCUUUUCAAGAUUCUAAAUAGUAUUGCUUAAUUAUUAAUACAGAUUAUACAGAUAAGUGAACAGUAAAAAUUCUUUUUUUGACCUAGCUUUUACAAAACUGGGACAACAUCUGUAAAUUUUUAUCAAAUUAGCAUAGACAAAUUAGGAGCUAGAUUGUUGUUGUUUUUUGAGGCAACGAAGCUAACCAUUUGAGCUAUUUAUUUUCUAAUGAUAAAACAUUGGCACUUCGUUAAAGUCGUCAUUAUGGUCACUGAUGUUCUUUUGGUGACGUUCUCUAUGACAUUACCGCAGGCAAAAAGAGGUCCCAUGAUAUGCGCCAAUUUUUCCUGAACUUUUUUUAGUAUUCUGCUAAUUUUAUGUUGUUCUUCUAAUAACUGUUUUUAGGAUUGCCUGCAGAAAGACUUUAGAUCAUAGGGUGAUCGUCCGUGAGUAUCCGUUUUCGUUUGGGGUCUGUAAAUGAUCUGUUCACAAUUUCAGCCAUUUUUGCACCAGUAAGGGGGCCAAAGUAUUGGUUGCACAGCACAACUUCGUUGUUGUGAAAAAUUCCCACCAUAAAAUUUCCAUUAACUGCACGUUUUCUUUAUUCCUUAGCAGCACAGUGAAGGCUAAGGCCUUCUAUCUUUUUACGCAAUUCAUGUGCUUUCGGAUCCAAAAUUCUAUUCUUAAGUUUCAGCGUUUAACUUUUCUGCUAAAAUACACUCUCUUCUUGAGAUCUCUCGCCAUAAGUAACCUUUUCUUCCGCCACUGCAAGUUGGAGUACCCAGCUUUAUGGAGAACACUUUACUUUGUUCGCACUGAACAUGCUUUCUUCAUCCCACUCUCCAGUCGUGGAGCCGUGAACGUCCGGUCACCAAUCAGAGUUUUCGCAAUACAUCUUGUGCCAUGUUGAUACACCGUCGACUUGCUGUACUGUGGGGGCAUGCUAAACCGUUACUUUCUCGUUUUCGCUCUGCCAUUUUUGUUUUUUACAUGUUUUGCUUGUUUACUAGGUGAAAAAAUAUCACUUUCUACACUUAAAACUUAACAUAGCAUCCACAACACAAAGGAGAGACUUGUCGAAAACUGAAUAAACGAGACAUACAUAUUUGUAUAUAUAUUACGUUCUGUAUAAAUCUUGUUAGUUUAGAAAACAAAAUUUGAGAUUCUAGUCGUCGUUAAUAACAAGUCUACACACCAGAAAUUAAUAUGAUACAAAUCUCUUUUUACGCAACAAGUCCUGUCAUAUUUCUGUCAAAGAGAAAAGUCCUGGAAACAAGGUUAUGUUUUUUUUGAUACGCGAAAUUUUCUGCCCGCGAAAAUAUAUCACUAUUUUCUUUAGGUACAUUAUAGAUCGCCCCUUUUGGGUUUGAACUUUUUUGAACAAUAACCUUUGUGCAAUCAAAACUCGUUCAAGUUUUCUUAAUAGUGGAUACCCAGAGGAAAA
Hydractinia symbiolongicarpus is the source of this 5516-nucleotide messenger RNA. RefSeq names its product protein arginine methyltransferase NDUFAF7, mitochondrial-like. The coding region runs from base 996 to 2204 and encodes 402 amino acids. The record is from RefSeq and is a predicted model, not a curated record. Gene Ontology annotation, cellular component: mitochondrion. The transcript has 13 exons. Gene Ontology annotation, biological process: mitochondrial respiratory chain complex I assembly. Lineage: Eukaryota; Metazoa; Cnidaria; Hydrozoa; Anthoathecata; Hydractiniidae. Gene Ontology annotation, molecular function: protein-arginine omega-N symmetric methyltransferase activity.